AGAAAUUAUAUUAUGAAGAGGCUAUUCAAAUUUAGUUACUGUAAUUUGGUCAUCUGAAAUGCUUUUGGCUAUUAUUACAGUUUCUAAUAGUGAAGGUUGAAUGUUUUUCAAGAAUUAUUGCUUCAGCAUAUUUUCGACCUCAAACGUGUAAGCUGGCUUUGUUGUACAAUAAUGAAAGUACAAGUAGUUGUUAUCAUUGAACACUUAUAACCUAGAAUAUGGCGUUCACAUUUUUCAAAUAACAAUGUAUUAUAAGUUGACAUUCUGAGUCACAAUUUUGCUCUUUGGGUGAUGUUUUGUGAUUUCUAGUUCCGUGUCAGUUUAACUUAGGUUAAGAAAAAGUCUGGUUAUUUUUACGCACAACCUAAAAAAUAAAGAUCUAAAUUUUCCAGAUUCAACUGGAACUUAAUAAAACCCUUUAUUUGAACAAAUCUGUAUUGUAAUACUUAUAGUCUGCUUCAAGAAAAAUCCUUUGUGAGUAUUUUAAAAGUAAACCCAGUGACUCGGUGCACGGAUACGAGAAAGCAAUUUGUGAAAUACAAAGAUUGAUAUACUGAUAAUAUUUUUUCUACAUUCCCAGCGAUAUCCAAAUAGAUUAGCUUUCCAUAUUCACUCCCAUUUUUGUUACUGUCAGCCAAUGUCACAGAUGUAUAAACAGAGAUGAAUCUUUGAUGGAUGAACCACCACCUCCAAAGAUAGGUGAACUUGGCCCUUCAGGAAAGCCCAAAUUAGAAGGUGAUGAAUUAAUUGCCCUGAAGAAAGUAUUAAGGGAAAAAACAACAAGAAUAAAAAAUCAGCCCAAUUUCAAGUUGAGGGAAUUAGGUGUAAAUGCCAGUUUAACCACUAACAUCAAUGAUAGAGUACCAAUGUUUCUGUCUGAUCUGCAGCAUUUGAUUAUGUACUCACAGAUUGGGGUACAUUCGCCAUAUUCACCAGCUAGGUGGUGUGCUCUUGAUAAAUAUAACAGACUAACCAACACAAACUUGCUGGUGAUAGAAAACGUGUCGCUCUACGACUUCCUUAAUCAUGAAAGUUUAUUACCAUUUCUAAGCUCUACUUUCGACCAUAAAUUGGAAAUGAUCACACCUGCAUCAUACAAAAGUGACAUUGUUAAGGAUUUAUCUAUGGUCCCACUAACAGCACUUAUAAAAUGGUCCAAGACACUGUGAGAUGUUAACGCAUGAAAAUGAUCGAAAUAUAUCUCGACCACAAAUAUGCUUAUUCAAAUUAACCUCAUUGCAUGUGUAUUUAUUCGAAUGAAAUUAAAAAAGAGUGCAGGAGGGUGCAUUCUAAAUUAUCUACGACCCUUGAAACUGAUUCUAACGGAAUAAUGAGCUCUCAAAUGAAAAAGUUCAUCAAUAGUUUUGGUACAUUAGAAGAAGCAGUCCUUCAAAGCGACGAAUUGUUCGACACAGUGAAGAACUUCUUUCCAAUGGAAGAAGAUGUCUCUGAAUCGAUAUGUCUCGACUCCAAACUUCCGGCUUCGGACAAGUUUCCAAGGACGCAGCUGCUGCUUUCUGGAUGGCAGAUGGUGGAAGAAAAUUUUCCCCUCCCUAUACAAGGGCUGGUAGAAAGAAAGUAUGCUGGAUAUCGUUUGACUAAAGACAAAUAUAAAGAUGUUACACCUUUCAGUCCUAUGUUUGCGAUUGAUUGUGAAAUGUGCAAGACUUCCACAGGUGAAUUGGAACUUACGCGAGUAUCUGUAGUUGAUGAAAACCUCAAAGUAUUUUACGACACUCUAGUAAAACCCGACAAUGAAAUCGUGGACUAUUUGACGAAGUGGUCUGGAAUUAAUAAGAAAAUGAUGAGGAACGUAACGACAAAGCUGAAAAAUGUACAAGAAGAAUUGAAAAAAUUAUUACCGCAAGACGCUAUAUUAGUAGGACAAUCUUUGGCGAAUGAUCUUCAUGCUUUGAAAAUGAUGCAUCCUUAUAUCAUUGACACAAGCGUUGUUUAUAACUUAACGGGUGAUCGGUCAAGAAAAACAAAACUUCAAACUUUAGCAAGGGAGCUUUUAAAGGAGAAGAUUCAAACGGGCCAUCAGGGGCAUUGUUCAACUGAGGACAGUUUGGCGUGUAUGAAAUUGGUACAGUUGAGACUAACUAAACAUCUGUAUUAUGGAGAUGCAGUUAUGAACAAUGUCUAUUCAGAGCUAAGGGCGUAUCCAGACAUGGGAACCUCCCACUACGCCACUAGCAUGUUGCGACAAUGCGUGAAGGUCGAUAAAAGAGUUAAUGUGAUCGCAUUGGAUGACAUCGGUCAACGAUACAAAUUUUAUGUGAAUAAAGGGGAGGAGGUGACAGACGUCACGAACGUUACUUGUAUACAAGAAAAGUCGAACAAAGAGGUAAUCAAGAGGUUCUGCGACUCGAUGAUCAACUUCAGCUUGAAUAUCGCUCAUAUUAGGAUUGCUGAUGGGCAACUCGAAGGUACAAAUCCGAAAAUUUUGAAGAACAUCGACAUGUGGGUAAAGGAAAUAUAUGAGAGAUCAAGCAUGUCCAGUCUAGUUAUAGUUCUAUUCGGAGGACAAAAACAUGGUAAUGGCACUUGUUUCAUAAAACUUAAAAGGGAACUUGUUUGAUAUAUUUGUAAGAAUUCAUAAUACAAUUAUUUCCAUCUGUUGUCUCUGUUUUUAUAUAUACAUAUGAUUAC
This is a messenger RNA of Acanthoscelides obtectus, 2652 nucleotides long. NCBI's taxonomy places the organism in Eukaryota, Metazoa, Arthropoda, Insecta, Coleoptera, Chrysomelidae. The record is from the annotation of a GenBank genome assembly.